CGUUCUGUUUCUUUCUAUGCACGCACGCAAAACCUUUUUUUUUUCAGUCACGCCAGAUCAAUCUCCAUCCUUCUGUUGCUCCACGUCUCACUCACUUCCAUCGCGUGCUCCUAAUAUGCUAUCGGUGAGAUUUCUGUUUCGAGCGGCCAUUACACGCACCGUAGAGGUGCACGCGGUCAGGCCUCUCUCUUCCAGACCCACCUUCUUCAAACCCACUAUACCCUUACCACUGAGUGCAGAAACCCUCCCGAAGUUUACGUUUCCGGCGCAGACCCACACGGUCGCCCAGGUGUCGACACAGCUCGCGGCAUUGCUCGCGUCACAGCAGUCCGUCACGUUGCAUGGCUGGAUUGACAAGAAGCCGCUCAAGAUCUCUAAAAACUUGGUUUUCGGCGAAAUUAGAGACAUCAACGGUGAACUUAACCAGUUUUUGUGCAAAAACAACGCGGUGGUGGCCCAGUUGCGCCGCGAAACACGCAUGGAGGAUGCAGUGUGCAUUACCGGGACCGUCCAGAGGCGGCGCGCGAAGCUGUCCGAGAGCACUGAGGGCUCUUCUUGGGACUUGGUGGUGACGGGCUAUCAGACACUUAACCGUGCGGCCGAGACAGCUGCGCAGUUGGACUCGUGCCGCGGCAAGCCGGAACUCAUCCCGCCGCAGUACCGCUACCUCCAGCUCCGGCUCCCGUUCUACCAGCGCGCGCUCAAGGCACGCGCAGCCGCGUCAUAUGCUGCACGCGCGGAGUUGACCGCGCAUGGGUUUACGGAGGUAGAGACUCCGCUCUUAUUCAAGUCCACACCUGAGGGAGCGCGUGAGUUCCUCGUGCCCACGCGCAAGCACGAUCAGUUCUACGCGCUCCCCCAAUCGCCACAGCAGUACAAACAGCUUCUUAUGGCGAGCGGGGUCCACCGGUACUUCCAGAUAGCCAAAUGUUUCCGCGACGAGGACUUGCGCGCGGACAGACAGCCAGAGUUCACACAAAUCGACUUGGAGAUGGCGUUCGCGGGUGCACACGACGUGCAACGCGCGGUCGAAAAACUCGUGGCGCGUGUGUGGCGUGACGUACGCGCGUUACGCUUCUACGUACCUGUGGGCGACUUCCAAAUGACCGCCCAUCAGGAGGGUACACCCUUCCCCCAAUUAACCUACAACGACGCCUUGGCAAAGUAUGGGAUCGACAAGCCCGACUUGCGCUCGAGUCUCACCUUUGAUAACUUGUCCCGCUACGCCACGGUUAAAAAUGUCCCUGAAGAGUUCACCGUCUUCGAGGUUUGUGUGUUGCGCCAGGCUUUUGAUGCCAGUCAGAAGUGUGUUUUUGACAAGACGUUGAACGAUCCUUUGCAGUACAAGGCGCGUCAACCACGUGUGAUUCCGAUCAAGAGUGCAACCGAUGCCACGUCGUGGACCUCUGCGUUUAGUGAAAUAGUGGAGUUUAAGCCGGAGAUGAUAGCAGAGUUGCACGAAAAGUUGCGGUUGCAGCCAGGUGAUAUCAUUGCGGGGAGCACAAGGGCUGAGGUGAGCUACGAAAACCCUACACCGCUUGGGAGGUUUAGGCAGAUUGCUAUUGCCGCAUACCCGGAAAAGUGGCAGCGUGAAAUAGUGGCACGCGACGACCUACCUGCAAUUGGGAACGAGUCCGAUAAAGUCUCACACCUGGAAAUUUUUGUGGCCUGCUGGGUGGUGAACUUCCCGCUCUUCAGUCCCAUCGAUGGCGACGUCACAAAUGGCUACCCCGCAUACCUCUACGAUCAGUUCUGCUCUACCCACCACCCUUUCACUAUGGCCCACCCCGAUGACUAUAGCCUUCUCGCGACGGAUCCGCUCCGCGUACGCGGCGAGCACUACGACUUGGUUGUCAACGGGGUUGAGUUGGGCGGCGGGUCCCGCAGAGUCCACGACUCGGAACUCCAGCGCUACAUCUUCCAGGAAAUCCUCCGCAUAGAAAACCCCGACCGCCUUUUUGGACACUUGUUGCAUGCGUUGUCGCUCGGCUGUCCCCCGCAUGCCGGUUUGGCCAUCGGGUUCGACCGUAUGUGUGCCAUGUUGAUUGGUAGUUCGAGCAUCCGCGAUGUUGUCGCCUUCCCUAAGACCAUGGCUGGCGGAGAUGCUGUCGUCGGGAGUCCUGCUACAGUGAGUGAUGCUGUCUUAAAGCACUACCACGUUUCGAAGAGUAAGGCUUAGAUGCGCAUAGAUGAUCCGUCUUAUUGUAUAUAGAGCCCAUCGAAGGGCGGUAAAGACGGUAUAGGUGUUUUACUACUAUAUAGAGAACAGGUGUUUUAUAGACCAGGUAU
Molecule: messenger RNA, 2289 nt
Organism: Babjeviella inositovora NRRL Y-12698
Lineage: Eukaryota; Fungi; Ascomycota; Pichiomycetes; Serinales
Product: aspartate--tRNA ligase
Exons: 2
Coding region: 116-2179 (687 amino acids)
Biological process (GO): aspartyl-tRNA aminoacylation
Cellular component (GO): mitochondrion; cytoplasm
Molecular function (GO): ATP binding; aspartate-tRNA ligase activity
Source: RefSeq, a predicted model, not a curated record